AUGGUCCAAGAUUUGGAUUGCUUGGGCUUGCCAAGGCGAGAGCGCGAGGCAGUUCGCUACGCCGGCUCUCUCUAUAAGGAGAAGUUCGGGAAAGAUCCGACGGAGGAUCCCAAUUUGUUUCUGAACCUCAGUGAUAACCCAAAAACUUUUCUAUCCUGGUCAGCAACAUCGGGGCGCCUCCCCACUUUUCGAACAAACAGCACCCGCUUUUACAAUUUCCAGCGGGAACAGUGGAUGACAUCACGGGACCGUUUAUCUGCAUUGGGGCUACCUGUAACUCCAAGCACGGCACUUGCAAUGGGCGUGCCCACCCUUCCAGUACAAGAUGAUGCACGGGCCAGCUCGAUAUGCGGAAACUCCUUCCACUUCUCGAGCGCGACGGUGGCGCAGAUGGUUGCAAUGUCCUGCUACAGGAUUAAGACUAUCUGA
Cladocopium goreaui is the source of this 429-nucleotide messenger RNA. The record is from the annotation of a GenBank genome assembly. NCBI's taxonomy places the organism in Eukaryota, Dinophyceae, Suessiales, Symbiodiniaceae.